AUGGAAUCUACUAGCAUGGUGAUCCCAUCUACCUCCGAACCAUCGGCCCCAAUGGCCCUGAUGAAUGGGUACUCCGCAUCACCUGCCUCCGAUGCUGCAAGCAGCAGAGAUGAUCUUGCAGUCAGCGAGAGUGAAGACCACCUAUCCGACUCCUAUGCAAACCAUGCCGCACGCGAUUUAUCAUCCUCCCCCGAGGAAGACGCCGCAGACGAGUCCUAUAACGCCGGCUCCCCGGACGCGGAGGGAGAUGAGGAUGCUUUUGGGAUGGAAAAUGACGAGGACCAGAGCAGUGCAUCCGGCUCUGAAAACUCUUCAUCAUCAGAAACCAGGCGUGGCACGAAACGGAAAUCAUCGUCGGUCAAUGAAUCAGACUAUAUCCGACAGAACCCCGAUCUAUACGGCCUUCGCCGAAGCGCAAGAGCCCGCACGACGCGUCAAAUAGUCGAAUCAGACUCGGACUCGGACGACUCUGAUGCUGUAGCACCCCGUGCGAAGCGUCGACGCGCUGCGGCCUCACAACCCACCUCGAAACGUCCCUCCCGCUCCGCAACCCAGUCGUCGUUCUCCGAAGACUCGGACAGCGAUGAGUACGGGGGUCCCCGUGCUCGUACAAGUAAGGCGAGGCGACGGCGGCUCCUUCAAGCGUCAUCAAACGAAGCACCUUCGCACCCUGAGGUUCGUUUCUCAACGAGGAAUGCUUCUCGGGUCUCCAAUUACAACGAAGAUGAUGAUGAUUCCAUGUUCGAAGAUGACCCAGAGGAAAUGACGCAGAAUUAUUGGGUGAAUACCGUGGAGGAUGAUCGCCCAGCUGUCGAUAUUGUGCUCAAUCAUCGCCUCAAGGAUGGUGUGGACCCAAGUAGCCUCGACGUCGGCCGCCACGACUUUGAGUUCUACAUCAAAUGGCAAGGCAAAUCCCAUUACCAUGCCACAUGGGAAACGGCCGAGAGUCUUGCCAACUGUCGUAGUACCCGCCGCCUUGACAAUUACAUACGCAAAACACUGUCCGAAGACGUCCGCCUCAAGAAUGAUGCAGAUGUUGCCCCCGAGGAUCGGGAGAAAUGGAACCUCGAUCGUGAGAGGGAUGUAGACGCAAUUGAGGAUUACAAACAAGUUGAGCGAGUCAUCGGAAUGCGCGAAGGCGACGAAGGGACGGAGUACUUCGUCAAAUGGAAGCGCCUGUUUUACGACUCUUGUACAUGGGAGAGUGAAGAUCUCGUUAGUAAUAUUGCUCAGCGCGAGAUAGACCGUUUUCUAGAUCGCUCCUCUCGCCCCCCGGUGUCAGACAAGUCCGAAACCAACCCAGCCACGCGCAAGUCAUUCGAAACAAUCAAGAGCACACCUAGCUUCCUACAGAAUGGCCAGCUGAAGGAGUUCCAGGUGAAAGGUGUCAACUUCAUGGCUUUCAAUUGGGUGAAGAACCGCAACGUUGUGCUGGCCGACGAGAUGGGUCUUGGUAAGACUGUCCAGACCGUUGCAUUCAUCAACUGGUUACGCCACGUGCGCCGCCAGCAAGGGCCUUUCGUGGUCGUCGUCCCACUGUCGACGAUGCCAUCCUGGGCUGAGACCUUCGACCACUGGACCCCUGACCUCAACUAUGUUGUCUACAAUGGCAAUGAGGCUGCACGCACAGUUCUGCGUGAACAUGAGCUUAUGGUAGACGGGAACCCCCGACGCCCUAAGUUCAAUGUACUCCUCACAACAUAUGAGUAUGUCCUACUGGACUCGACCUUCCUGAGCCAGUUCAAAUGGCAGUUUAUGGCCGUUGAUGAGGCACAUCGGUUGAAGAAUCGCGAAUCUCAGCUAUAUUUGAAGUUGCUCGAGUUCAGGUCUCCGGCUCGACUUCUCAUCACCGGAACUCCUAUUCAAAACAACCUUGCAGAACUCUCUGCCCUUCUAGACUUCUUAAAUCCGGGCCUGGUUCACAUUGAUGCCGACAUGGACUUGAACGCAGAAGCUGCCUCUCAUAAGCUUGCGGAGCUGACGAAAGCUAUUCAACCCUUCAUGCUACGUCGAACGAAGUCGAAAGUGGAGUCUGACCUUCCCCCCAAGACCGAAAAGAUCAUUCGCGUCGAGCUCUCCGACGUCCAACUGGAGUACUACAAGAAUAUUCUCACCAAGAAUUACGCUGCGCUCAAUGACGGAGCCAGAGGUCAGAAACAAUCACUUCUGAACAUCAUGAUGGAGCUGAAGAAAGCAAGUAACCAUCCAUUCAUGUUCCCCAAUGCCGAAGCCAGGAUUCUGGAAGGUAGUACCCGCCGGGAGGAUGUUCUGAGGGCAAUGAUCACCAGCAGUGGUAAAAUGAUGCUUUUGGAUCAGCUUCUUGCCAAGCUGAAACGUGACGGUCACCGUGUGUUGAUCUUCAGUCAGAUGGUUAAGAUGCUUGACAUCCUUGGUGAUUAUAUGGAAUUCCGCGGAUAUACAUAUCAACGACUGGAUGGUACUAUCCCUGCGGCUGCACGUCGUUUGGCAAUUGAACACUACAAUGCUCCUGGAAGCAAUGACUUCGCGUUCAUUCUGUCUACCAGAGCCGGUGGUCUUGGAAUCAACCUUAUGACGGCAGAUACUGUGGUCUUGUUUGAUUCUGACUGGAACCCCCAGGCUGAUCUUCAAGCCAUGGCCAGAGCGCAUCGUAUUGGACAGACGAGGCCGGUUAGUGUGUAUCGCCUGGUGUCAAAGGAUACCGUGGAGGAGGAAGUGAUUGAGAGAGCUCGAAACAAGCUUCUACUCGAGUUCAUCACAAUCCAACGUGGUGUUACUGACAAGGAGGCGUCAGAGAUUCAAAACAAGAUGGCUCGUAGUGGAAUCUCGGUCAGCGAGCCAAACUCAACAGAGGAUAUUUCACGUAUUCUCAAACGUCGUGGCCAGAGGAUGUUCGAGCAGACUGGUAACCAGGAGAAGCUUGAACAACUCGAUAUCGACUCAGUCCUCGCAAACGCAGAACUUCAUCAGACCGAACAGGCUGAGGAGAUUCAAGCUGACGGUGGCGAAGAGUUCCUUCGAGCCUUCGAAUAUGUUGACAUCAAGGUGGACGACCUUAGUUGGGAUGACAUCAUACCCAAAGAACAGCUGGAGGAGAUCAAGGCAGAGGAGAAGAAGAAAGCCGACGAACGCUAUCUUGCCGAAGUCAUUGAGCAGAACCGACCUCGCAAGCGCAAUGCACCGGGUGAUGCACGGGAUACCCGUGAAGAACGCAAAGCCAAGAGAUUAGCGAGAGCACAGGUCAGUAUGGAGAAUGGCGAUGACUCCGACUCAAAUGCUCAGUCGGACCCGAAACGACCCCUUGUGGAGAAAGAAUACCGCCAUCUUCUGCGUGCCUACCUUCGUUUUGGAAAUAUGGUAGAACGUGAGGAGGAUGUCGUUCGUGAGGCACGUCUCCUUGACCGUGAUAGAGAGACGGUCAAGGCUGCGCUCCGCGAAAUAACUGACAAGGCUGCCGAUCUGGUGCGGGAAGACAUAGAGAAACUCGAGGCCCUUGAACACGCUGGUAAGGUGCCGACGAAGAAAGAAAAGAAGGCGGUCUUAUUCGAUCUCCAUGGAGUCAAGCGUCUUAAUGCGUACACUAUUGUGGAACGUCCGACGGAAAUGCGUAUCUUGAAGGAGGCGACGGCCGCCGUGCCUGACUUCAAGAAUUUCCGGAUACCGGAAGCCACUAAAGCCGCGGACUACACGUGUCCAUGGGGUGCACGCGAGGACGGGAUGCUGUGUAUCGGUAUUGCGCGGCACGGAUAUGGUGCGUGGACGCAAAUCCGAGACGAUCCCGACCUUGGCCUUGGCGACAAGUUCUUCCUUGAAGAACACCGUGUCGAGAGGAAAAAUGAACGUAUGAAUGCCGAGGACAAGACAACGAAGUCUCCAGGAGCCGUUCACCUUGUUCGUCGCGCAGACUAUCUGUUAUCUGUUCUUCGUGACAAAGUCACCAACGGUUCGAGUGUCAGCGCGAAGAGAGCUGUCGAGAAUCAUCACCGGAAUAACCGGAAAGGUUCCCGUACGCAUGCCAGCAACAGCGUCUCGGCUUCGCCCGCACCGUCUCUUUCUCGUAGAGGCCACCGGGAAACAGAACGUUCCAGGCAUCGGUCUCAUACCCACGGCGCCAGAGAUAGUGUUGAACGACACCAUACUCCCAGCCACGAUCGACCCAGAUCCAUGCAUGAAGGCGAACGAAGCCGUCAUCGAACCUCCGACGCAUCCAGUGAGGACAUUCGGCGUCGUAAGCCUCAUGAGAAUGGCUACUCCGCCGGCAAAGAGGACAUGGCUCGCUUGUUCUUCAAGCCCAUUCGCGAGAAUCUGAAGAAGGUGUCAGCCGUUACUAAAGAGAACUUCCCGAGCAAGGCUGAAAGGGCUACGGAGUUGAGACGUCUACUUGGAAAGGUCGGUGAAUUCAUCGGUCAAAAUCUGAAGGGCCAGGGCUCCAUGUCGUCUUUGGAGACUCGUUUAUGGCAAUAUGUUUCGGUACACUACUGGCCCAACAAAGACGCCGGAGGGGCUAAACUUCAAGAAAUGUAUCAUAAACUGAUCGCAAUCCCUAAGGAGCCUGCUUCUUCCAAGCCAGCCUCCAACGGAGAGUAG
Molecule: messenger RNA, 4566 nt
Organism: Aspergillus tubingensis
Lineage: Eukaryota; Fungi; Ascomycota; Eurotiomycetes; Eurotiales; Aspergillaceae
Product: chromatin-remodeling ATPase CHD1
Exons: 3
Coding region: 1-4566 (1521 amino acids)
Biological process (GO): nucleosome organization; regulation of transcription by RNA polymerase II
Cellular component (GO): chromatin; nucleus
Molecular function (GO): ATP hydrolysis activity; chromatin binding; DNA binding
Source: RefSeq, a predicted model, not a curated record